This is a messenger RNA of Ilex paraguariensis (yerba mate), 549 nucleotides long. The record is from the annotation of a GenBank genome assembly. NCBI's taxonomy places the organism in Eukaryota, Viridiplantae, Streptophyta, Magnoliopsida, Aquifoliales, Aquifoliaceae.
AUGGGAGAAGAUCAUGACAGAAAGCCACCCCUUUUCAGCCUACACAAAUCCUCAGUAGGCCUCUUUCCAAAAAAGAAACCUUCCGUAGAUGUUCAGCUCAAGCUGGUUCUAGACUUACUGCGGGAGGUAUUUCUUGAGCCCUUACUGUGGAGCAAGUAUAUGAAGUUUUGUAAAGUUGAUGAAAAUUCCAGCACGGUUGUGCUUGACCGUUUAAAGAAUUAUUGUAAAGUCCAUUAUGAUGGGAGGCUAUUCCAGUACAAGUUCCUGAAGGCUGAAGAAAGCAUAUUUGGUUGCUCUCGAAUGGCCACCCACAUGGAGAUGUUGUCUACCCUGAUGACAGUAGGUUCCCCCAUCAAAGUGGAGGAUGACUUGAAGCGCCUAUUCAGGGAAAUUUCACUACCAGCUGAUAGGAUUGAUAUUCAAAAGUACCUGCAUCAGAACAGCAUGAAGCCUGCAACACACACCGACAACAGGCAGGUCAUGACUAAAGUCCACGGUGUUCCUUCAAGCCCAAGCUUGAAAAGAAGCAGUGCAAUGGCAAGAGGAUAA